CGUCAGACUGAAGUGAACAAGCGUCAAAACCAUAUCUGUUCGAUUGUCAUUGUCUCUGUUGAUUGCUUCUUCUUAUAAAUAACAAAAUAUUGCUUUUGAGAUCUUAUAAAAGUUUCGCUAUGAGUAAUCCAAAAGAGAAGCCAACAUUUUCACACUCGGAUAAUCAAAAUCAUAAAGAAGAUUGGGGUGGGUCCAUCAAACGACGAAUCUCCGCCGAAAAUAUUCAAAUUGACCAUCGAUUGCUUCGACGAAAUAUUCGAAUAUUUGUCGCUGAAGGACUUGCAUUCCUUCGGUCAAACAUGCAAGCGAAUGAACAAAGUGGCCGGCGAAUAUUACAAACAAAAUCAUUCAUCAGCUCUAAAAUACUGCAAAGAAGAUGGUAUUUACACGUUUUAUUACGACAUAGAUGUCAAUCAUAAACCAAUUCGAAUAUCCGGUUUCAAUAAAUUCAUGCCAUGCAUUUCAAUUCUGUACAGUGAAAAUAUCGAUUCUCCUUAUAUUCAUUCUCAUAUCAAUGAAUUUGAGUCAAUAAACCAAAUUAAGCUCAGGGCAUUAAAUAUUGACGAAAAAUUUGAUCUCUUUAAACAAUUGUUGUCCCAACUGCAAAUUAUACAAUGCACUGGUUGUUCGGUUGUUGGUGAUUUCUACGACUUGAUAUUGAAAUAUUGUAAGAAUUUGAAGGAGAUUCAUGUUGAAUAUUUGGUAGCCGGUAGCCGCAUAAAUCGUAAACUUAACUGGCUAUUACAAAAAUAUCCCAAGCUUGAACGUUUGACAUGUAUGCCUUGUGAUUCUUAUCAAUUUAAAGAGAUACGUGAAUUUUUCGUACGCAAUCCAAAUGUACAGAGAUUUUCAACUUCUGCCGAAUCCUGGUGCAAGAAUGGUGACAUAUUUCUGAAUUCUAACGUAAAGUUGGAUAUAUUGGAACUAAAAAGAUCUCGCAUUCGUUAUUGGUUGCAACCACAUGGAAAGAAAACGUCGGAAACUUCAUUUGAAUUAUUAAAUCAACUCCAUGAACAAGGCUUUUAUAAGCGACUAUACAUUUAUAUCCGUAGAUUGAGUGGAAAGCGUAUCACUCAAUUAGCUACGUUCAAAGGUCUCGAGUUAUUGUGCAUUCUUCUAUUCGACAAGAGUUAUAAUUUAGCUCAAUUGACCAAUCUGAGAGAAUUAAUCAUUUUGGAUGGAUCGAGAGCUCCAAAGGAUAUGGAGAUUUUAGCAAAUGGCCUGAUAAAACUCGAACGUUUUUAUAUUGAUAAUGGUAGCAUCGAUAACAUAAUGCCAUUCAUUCGUCGAUCACCGAAAUUGAACAAAAUCAAAUUUUUACCACGAAACAAGGGUGUAAUUUUGAAUUUGACAAUGUUGAAUAGUGAACGUGCCAAGUUGGUUGGAGCACGAAAAAUAAUAAUUUAUACGCGAGAUGAUGUCUUUUUGGCCACUAAAUGGACGACCAGAAACGGUGACACCAAUUUGAGCUUCAUCGAAAUGAGACGAGCUGAUUCGAUUGAAUGGAAUCAUAAUUAUUAGCAAAUGAAUUGUGGCUGUUGUAGAAAGGCACAUUUCGCAUUUAUAUUUUUGAUUAAAUUACUACUUUUCCAUAUAUUUCUUUCUAUGAUAAAAAUCAAAUCGAAAAUCUUCAUAUAAAUAAAGUGAU
Contarinia nasturtii (swede midge) is the source of this 1648-nucleotide messenger RNA. RefSeq lists its product as uncharacterized. NCBI's taxonomy places the organism in Eukaryota, Metazoa, Arthropoda, Insecta, Diptera, Cecidomyiidae. The transcript has 2 exons. Bases 310 to 1521 code for a protein of 403 amino acids. The record is from RefSeq and is a predicted model, not a curated record.